CACAGUCAGUGAGGGUCUCAGCUAAGACUCGGGGAGUCACCAAGGCUCUCUUCUCUCUCUCUCUCCUUCCCAGGCCCAAGAGGGAUGUGAAGCCCCAAAAUGACCCUGUUACCGGGAGACAACUCGGACUACGACUACAGCGCCCUGAGCUGUGCCUCAGAUGCCUCCCUCCACCCAACUGUCUUCCCACAGCGCCAGGCCAUCAAGGGAGUCUUCUACCGCAGGGCCCAGCGCUUGCGGCCGCAGGACGACCUGCACCAGAGCAGCUCCCUUGGGGACCGCAGGCGACAGAUCAUCAUUAACGUGGGUGGCAUCAAGUACUCGCUACCUUGGACCACGCUAGAUGAGUUCCCACUGACACGGCUGGGCCAGCUCAAGGCCUGCACCAACUUUGAUGACAUCCUGAGCGUGUGUGAUGACUAUGACGUAACCUGCAACGAGUUCUUCUUCGAUCGCAACCCGGGGGCCUUUGGCACCAUCCUCACCUUCCUGCGGGCCGGCAAGCUGCGCCUGCUGCGGGAGAUGUGCGCCUUGUCUUUCCAGGAGGAGCUUCUGUACUGGGGCAUCGCUGAGGACCACCUGGAUGGCUGCUGCAAGCGCAGAUACCUGCAGAAAAUUGAGGAGUUUGCCGAGAUGAUGGAGCGGGAGGAUGAGGAGGAGCCGCCGGACAGUGAGGACCAAGACAGCGAGGGUCCAUCCACCAGUGAGGGCCGACUGAGCCGCUGCAUGAGGAGGCUGCGAGACAUGGUAGAGAGGCCACACUCAGGGCUGCCUGGCAAGGUGUUUGCCUGCCUGUCCGUUCUGUUUGUCACCGUCACUGCCGUCAACCUGUCUGUCAGCACCCUGCCCAGCCUGCGGGAGGAAGAGGAACAGGGCCAGUGUUCCCAGAUGUGUCACAAUGUCUUCAUCGUGGAAUCGGUGUGCGUGGGCUGGUUCUCCCUUGAGUUCCUGCUGCGGUUCAUCCAGGCACCCAGCAAGUUCACCUUCCUGCGGAGUCCACUGACCCUCAUCGACCUGGUGGCCAUCCUGCCAUACUACGUCACGCUGCUGGUGGACGGCGCUGCCUCCAGCCGACGCAAGCCAAGCACCGGAAAUAGCUACCUGGACAAGGUCGGGCUGGUGCUCCGCGUGCUGCGUGCGCUGCGCAUCCUCUACGUGAUGCGCCUGGCCCGACACUCGCUGGGGCUGCAGACUCUGGGCCUCACAGCCCGGCGCUGCACGCGCGAGUUUGGGCUUCUGCUGCUUUUCCUGUGCGUGGCCAUCGCCCUCUUUGCCCCACUGCUCUACGUCAUCGAGAAUGAGAUGGCAGAUAGCCCCGAAUUCACCAGCAUCCCUGCCUGCUACUGGUGGGCUGUCAUCACCAUGACAACCGUGGGCUACGGAGACAUGGUACCCAGGAGCACGCCUGGCCAGGUGGUGGCUCUGAGCAGCAUCCUCAGCGGGAUCUUGCUCAUGGCCUUCCCUGUCACCUCCAUCUUCCACACUUUCUCCCGCUCUUACCUGGAGCUCAAGCAGGAGCAAGAAAGAGUGUUGAUCCGCAGGGCCCAGUACCUCAUCAAAACCAAGUCGCAGCUCAGUGGCAUGUCCCAGGACAGUGACAUCUUGUUUGGAAGUGCCUCUUCAGACACUAGGGACAACAACUGAGGCAAGAGGACACCCCUGCCCUGCCUGCCAGCUGCGGCUUCAUACAACCACCGUCACCGCUGACGCCUGGAAAAGGAUUUAGCGCUUUCAAAUCCAGCCCUGCCUUGGGCUGACGUGAGUGAGCCACACCACAGAAAGCAUAUGUGCCACAUCACGGAGAAUCCCUGCCCUCCCUCUAAGUAAAAAGGAAGCUAGCUGGGGCCGGUACCUCACCCAGCCCGGCCUCACGUCUGUUUCCCUUCCUAGGAAGCUGACUGGACCCUUUCACCAUAUAAAGAGCAUACCCAGAAAACCACAUACACGGGACUGCCUGGAGAAAAACAGCAGGCAGCCACAUGUGACCUUAGGGUGUGUUCACAGAAAAAAGCCUGGCCCUGGGACUCUCAGGAAAGGAGCUGUGUCUCUGAGGGAAGCCAGCUUUGUGGUAACCAGGAGUGAAAGGACCACGUUGCUGGCAUCUCUGGGCUGGUGGGACACUGGCAGGAUGGGAGAGCAGUGAGCAGACCCUUAAGAGAGCCCACCACGGAUGCUGUGUCCAGACUGCUGCUGCUUCUGACUCUGAGCCUGUCCCCCAUCCUUCUCACCUUCCUGUGUCCUCUUUCACUCCUUGAUGGCCCUCUUUUCAGACUCCCUUCAUCCCAGUUUUGGCGG
Molecule: messenger RNA, 2295 nt
Organism: Acomys russatus (golden spiny mouse)
Lineage: Eukaryota; Metazoa; Chordata; Mammalia; Rodentia; Muridae
Gene: Kcng1
Product: potassium voltage-gated channel modifier subfamily G member 1
Biological process (GO): regulation of delayed rectifier potassium channel activity; potassium ion transmembrane transport; protein homooligomerization
Cellular component (GO): voltage-gated potassium channel complex; membrane
Molecular function (GO): delayed rectifier potassium channel activity; protein binding
Source: RefSeq, a predicted model, not a curated record